CAAUGUGUGUCAGGUGGCUAGCCUCAUACGCACGAUAGUUUCUCAAUAACCACACAGUUAAGUUGGGCUUGUCUAGUUCCGAUUCAUGGUGGACAUGAGUUACUAUAACGAUCAAUAAAAAAGUUGGAGUUUCCUUUUCGCCUGUUUAAGUCCACUUUGUUCGUGGCCCUCUUGCAAAUGCAGCGACUGUUGGAGUUUGAAAUGCUGUGGUUUGUGUUUAUCUAGCUAGUGUUUAUUUCACGUGUACUUGGAAUACAUCGAGGUUUUAAAAAUGAAUAGCUUGGCUUUUGAAGAUCCUUCACUGGAUAACUUGGAUGCAACGCUGUCGCUAAACGACCCAAGCGACAUCGACACAGCCCUUCUAAAUGACAUCGAUGACAUGCUGCAGCUUAUCAACAACCAGGACAUGGAGUUCCCUGGGUUGUUCGACACCCCUCCCUACUCUGGUCCUCCCGGCAUACAGGACCUCCCUCUCCUCACCCCGUCAGUGGCUCUAGCACCACCGCCUCCGACCACUUCCACCGCCAGCCUCCAGCUCUCCUCCUCUCUCACCUCCUCCUCCUCAUCGUCUUCGUCGUCCUCCAUCCUGAGCAGCAGCCCACACCUGGACGCCCUGCUAGGGCCUCCCAUCACCCGUAGCACCUCCAGUCCCGACAAGGCCUUCCAGCCACACACCUUCCAGCAGUCUCCGCUAGCCCAGGUGACCAGCUCCAGCCACAGGCAGCAGCAGCAGCAGCAGCAGCAGCCGCAGCCGCCGCCGCCCACCUCCCCGCAGCAGGCUCAGGGGCCCAUGCAGCCCAAAGUGGAGCAGCCCCAACCCGCUUUAAGUCCUGUGGCGUUGUCGCUUUCUUCGCCGAUUGGCACUCUGAAACAGAGCCCAUCAUUGAGCUUGACGCCCCAAGCCCUGUUUAAUUUGCCAACAUCCCUGCAGAAGCAGUCCCCGUCCCAGGUGCAGCCUCUAAUACAGGCCCAGGCUCUGUCCCCUCAGGCCCGAAUCUCCUACAGCAACCAGAACGGCUAUAUAACAGUGACUCAGGCAGGGGUCAGCCAGUCGGUGCAGACCCUGUCAUCCUCAAAUGCUAUGGUCCAACCGAUGACCAUCCAAACUUCCAUCCACGGGCUGACCACAACCUCCUCUCUCUUGAGCACUUCGGGGAGCACCACGGUCCAGGCCAUCGCACCCCAUGUACAGCAGGUUCCUGUGAGUGUGCUGCUGCAGCCCCAGUUCAUUAAGGCAGAGUCUCUGCUGCUGACCACACUGAAGCAUGACCCCUGCAUCGUCACCACCGUGUCCUCGCCCACCUCCCUGGGCACCACCUCCGCCACCGUGCAGAGCACCUCGCUCCAGGCCCUGAUGAGCGGGGGCACCAUUCUGACUACGAUGCCCAUCAUGAUGGAUGGCGAGAAGCUGCCCAUCAACCGCAUCACCAUCAACAGCAAGCCCAUGGGCCUGCCGCACAAGGGGGAGAAGCGCACGGCGCACAACGCCAUCGAGAAGCGCUACCGCUCCUCCAUCAAUGACAAGAUCCUAGAGCUGAAGGACCUGGUGGCCGGAACUGAGGCCAAGCUCAACAAGUCUGCUGUACUCAAAAAGGCGAUAGAAUAUAUUCGCUACAUACAGCAAACUAACCAGAAGCUCAAACAGGAGAACAUUUCUCUCAAAAUGGCCGCCCAGAAAAACAAGUCUCUUAAAGACAUUGUUGCCAUGGAAGUGGACGGCCCCGAGGUGAAAAGCGAGCUGCCCACCCCUCCAGCCUCAGACGUGGGGUCUCCCACCUCCUUCUCCCACUGUAGCAGCGAUUCUGAACCUGACAGCCCGAUGGGGGAGGAAACCAAGCCCCUCAACGGUGCCCUGGACGCCUCCUCUGCGGGCGGCGGGGUGGGAGGCAUGCUGGACCGCUCUCGCAUGGCUCUGUGUGCCUUCACCUUCCUCUUCCUCUCCCUCAACCCCCUGGCAGCGUUGCUCUGUGGCUCGACCGGAGCCGGCGAUGGUGUGGGGGACAACGGCGAUGCCUCUCCCCACAGCACCGGGAGGAACAUGCUCGGGCUGACAGCUGCUUCUUGGGGUGUGAUGGACUGGAUGCUGCCGACGCUGCUGGUGUGGUUGUUAAACGGUGUGCUAGUGGCGGUGGUCCUGGUCAGACUGCUGGUGUAUGGUGAGCCCGUCACCAGACCCCACUCUGGCUCCUCCGUCCUGUUCUGGAGACACCGCAAGCAAGCUGACCUGGACCUGGCUCGGGGAGAUUUCGCCCAGGCCAGUCAGAACCUGUGGACCUGCCUGAAGGCCCUGGGCCGCCCCCUGCCCACCUCCCAGCUGGACCUAGCCUGUGCGUCCCUGUGGGCCCUGCUUCGCCUCUGCCUCCAGCGCAUGUGGGUGGGCCGGUGGUUGGCUGCCAAGGCUGGGGGCCUGCGCUCCGACCGCCCCCUGCAGGAGGACGCACGCAAGAGCAGCCGGGACGCCGCGCUGGUCUACCACCGCCUCCACCAGCUGCACAUGACUGGUAAGCUGAACGGCAGCCACCUGUCAGCCAUCCACAAGGCCCUGAGUGCGGUGAACCUGGCGGAGUGCGCCGGGUCGUGCCUGCCCGUGGUGACCUUGGCCGAGGUGUACGUCUCUGCAGCCCUGAGGGUCAAAGCCUCCUUGCCCCGGUUCCUCCACUUCACCUCGCGCGUGUUCCUGAGCAGCGCACGGCAGGCGUGUCUGUCGGCCAGUGGCAGCGUGCCCCCCGCCAUGCAGUGGCUCUGUCACCCGCUGGGACACCGCUUCUUUGUGGACGGGGACUGGGCCGUGCGCAGCACCCCAAAGGAGAGCAUCUACAGCCAGGCCGGCAACACCGUGGACCCCCUGGCGCAGGUUACCCAGGCCUUUCGGGAGCAUCUGCUGGAGAAAGCUCUGUACUGCGUGGCCCAGCCCCACGGGGAGAAGAACCAGAUCCAGGGAGAGGGGGAAUAUGCCGAUGCGUUGGAGUAUCUUCAGCUGUUGACCAGCGCCUCGGAUGCAGCUGGCGCCACCACCCAGUCCUUCGCCAUUGGCUCCAACAUGGCCACGGUCACCGGCUGCGACCCGCACUCCAAGUGGUGGUCCUCGGUUGCCGUGGUGAUCAUCAACUGGCUCCAAGGGGACGAUGCGGCAGCAGAGCGGCUGUAUCCAGCCGUGGAACAUCUGCCCCGCAGCCUCCAGACCGCCGAGAGUCUGUUGCCCAAGGCGUCUCUGAACACGUUCCGGGCGGUGCGAGCGCUGCUGUCCAGGCCAGAGAACUGUCUGCUGAGCCUGAGCCAUGCCGACAAGGCCAGCGCCCUGCUGCGCGACAGCCUUAACCUGGGACCCCACUGCCACAGCUCCAGCCUCGACAAGGUGGUGCAGCUGCUGCUGUGUGACCUCCUGCUGGUCAUCCGCACCAACGUGUGGCACCUGCAGCAGGGUACCAGCGGGUCCGUCGUCGGCGUCGCCGGCGGCAGCACCGCCCCCACCACACCCGUGGCCGCCGCCGGCAGCCCGCCCCCCGCCGGCGCCGUCCAUCAGGCGUCGUCCCCGGAGCUCCACGGCUUCCAGCAGGACCUCAGCUCCCUGCGCAAGCUGGCCCACAGCUUCAGGCCCGCCAUGAGACGGUUGUUCCUCCACGAGGCAACCGCCAGGUUGAUGGCGGGGGCCAGCCCCACCCGCACCCACCAGCUCCUGGACCGCUCUCUAAGACGGAGGGCCACCUCUGGAGCCAAGACAGAGGAGUGUGAGGCGCAGCCCGGCCAGCGGGAGCAGGCGGAGGCGGCGGUGCUGGCCUGUCGCUACCUGCCGCCCUCCUUCCUGUCGGCGCCGGGCCAGCGGGUGGGCAUGCUGGUGGACGCGGCCCGCACCCUGGAGAUGCUGGGGGACAAGCGCACCCUGCACGACUGCCAGCAGAUGAUCAUCAAGCUGGGCAGCAGCACCACCGUCACCUCCAGCUAGAGCAGGAGGGGGUUCAGGACACUGUGGGCGGGGCGAGAGAGGGGAGGGAAGAGACCAUGGUGCAUGGAUACGCAGCAUCACAUGCACGCACACACACACACUGUAUAUAUAAAAAAAAUGAAAUGAAUGUUUAACUGUGAUGGACGGUUGCAAACACACACACGCACCCAUGUACACACACACCGCCAUUUUGAUCUUGGAGCGUGUUGCGCGCCAUAGGAGUACCCCCCCCCAAUCCCAACUCAUAUCCUCUAUCCUGGCUCAUUUUUUACCGACAAAAUAAGUAUUUGGUACUAUAUCAGCCCCUAUUCAUUUUUGUUAUUUUAUUUACCUAAUUCAAUGUGAUUGCGGGAAUUUUGUUCAAACUGUUGAAUUUGGUUGGGGUGAAUUCCCCAGGCAGUGUUGUUGUUGUACUUACACUAGUUGGCCACAGGGAGGUGCCAUCGCAUCCUUUUGGGACAUGUCUAUUAUUGUUGUUUUGUUUUUUUCUCAUCUUAGUUACUCGAGUAUUUGGAACAAGAUGCAACCCUUGUAUGGGCACCUCACUUGAUGAUGGUUUGCUUGUUCUGAAUGCAUAAAUGCAUUGUUUUGUGUUUGCUCAUGGCCCGACCAAAAUCCGGACUUUGUACAACUUUGGUGGUUGUAUAGAUGUAGUCCAUUUAUCUGCACUAGCCUGGCAAGGCGGAUUUUCAAAGACUUAUCGAUUUCUUUAAUGUUGCUUUAUGAGGUUAUUUGGUUAGUUAUUUGGUUGCCCUUUUUCGCGUGUGUGUGUGUGUGUGUGUGUGUGUGUGUGUGUGUGUGUGUGUGUGUGUGUGUGUGUGUGUGUGUGUGUUUGUAAACCUAUUGGAGAAGUAUUUAUCUGUGAGACUUUUAAUCUAUCAGUAUUUUUAACAAAUAAGUUAAUGUUUUAUUUUUUUCCCCACCCUCUGUUAUUUUGUAACAGGUUUGUGUUGUCGGGGCAAUAAAAAAUAUCUGUCAGUUGACUAUUUGCACUAUGGCAUAGGGAGUGUGCUACUAUGAUAUAAAGCAUUGGCAGUAUCCAAUCACAGCAUCCGACAAACUGGUUUAAUUACCAUCAGUGAAGUGCUGCAUCAUCUAAACAGUUUUGAAAUAUUUGCGGUUUUCCAAAGACCUAUUGUCUUAUCCUACAACUCCACCUUUGGCAUUUCCUUGCAUAAUGCAUUAUGAGAUUGUUCUUGUUCACUUGUGUCCUGGUUUCAAAUUAACUAUAUUUGAUUGUAGACGACUGUAAAAUAGCAUUUUUAGAAUCCGGUUUUGUUGUCCAUCAAAUGGUCAUUUUAUUAUUGCUAUGUCAUUAAUCUGCGAGACUGGAAGAUUCUUCAAUUGAGAUGGGAAGGGCGAUCUACUACCUGUCGGACCAGCUCAUUUUAUUCAUUCUUCCAGUCUUCUCUUUUUCUGUCUUUCUUUGUUCUCCAUGUUUACUGUACAUAAAUGUUUUUUAACAAAUGUUUAUAGUCUGUUUUCUAUAUGGUGUUGAAUCAUCAACAAAUACAAUACCUUUUAUUUUAUUUGAUAGUUGAAUGUAACUAUAGCAAAGUAUUAUAUCAAGCUGCAGAGGACGGUGGCCCGUCUAGCCUGAUGACAAGGUCUGCCACUGAACUCUAAAGGCAGACAUCUCAGUUUCUUAAGAAAAAGUAUUGCCAAUAAGAGCCAGCCUGUAUGUAUGCUAUAUUGUUAACUUUUAAUAUAUCGUUUGGCAAAAAAACAAAAACAAAAAAACUAGCCUCUUCACUGACAUCUCCUCAAAGAAAUUGAAAAGGUUUCUUGGGAUAAAUACAUUUCAGUAGAGGGCUUUUCUCAUGGGUAUUCAGGGAGAACGUGACCUUUAGUAAACAUUUUGGUUUUUUACUAUGGUGGUGUGACUCUUCUUUUAACGUGCUGGCUUCACCUGGUGUAUUAUUCUGGUUCCCUUGGUGUGGCCGCUGUAGUUAUUUAGUUUUUUUCUAUGAGUGACAUUCAGUAAAGACAAAGAGCAGACGGGGGGUCUUGGCAGCAUUGAAAGGUGCUGGUAUAUUUCACAUUGGCGUUACAAAAAACAUUUCCAACAAAGUGAUGCUCGUGAUUCCAAAUCAACAGACAUGUAUAGGAAAUCAAUAAAAACAGCAUGCUCCAACUUAAGUGACAUUCCCAAAAAAGGUCCUCCUUUUUUUAAUGGAUUCUUUUAAUAACAUUUUUAUAAGCAAUAACAUAUUCCAUUUUAUAGAAAAUAAACAUCUCUAGGAAAUACUAUACACAAUUAUAUUAGUACAUCACAUCUUACAUUUAAACCGAAUCAAAUACUUAUAUACACCAUUAAAUAAUGAGCUUUGUAAAAGAGUUUGGUGUUGAACAUUUUUUUUUCUCUCAAUGCGCUAACACUUAAAUAUGUCUCCAGUUGAGAUGACUAUCCACUGUUACCCUAGACAUAGGGAACCGAUGAAAUGUAGCAUGGUGAAUGACCAUGGCUACAUUUGACAAACAAGACAUAAUGCAAAAAAUCUGGCUUGACUGUGUGUGUGUGUGUAAACUCUCUGCUAUCACAAUAUGUUGAAAUCGAUGACGUCAUUACAUUACAAUGACUGUUUAACUAUGGGUUUGACAUGAGACAAAAUGACCUGAUUUCCGGUUGGACCCUGCUCACAUUCAGGUAGCGAUAGCACGUAUCUACUGUACACCUUUAUGUACGGUACACCUGUACACACGCAUUCACAGCGAAAUGGGACAAUGAUACUCAUAUUCUUUUUUUUUUUCCCAUAUUGUCAUAUUUUUGUAUAUACUAUGCUGAAUGAUAACACAAUGUCCGGUAUAUACCAAUGAAAAUGAAGUGACUGUAUAGUCAUUGAAUGCACAUCAAAAUACAUCUCCGAACAUAAGAGCAUUAUAUUAAAAUACUGUCCUUUUUCCU
Gadus chalcogrammus (walleye pollock) is the source of this 6848-nucleotide messenger RNA. It is a transcript of the gene srebf1, whose product is annotated as sterol regulatory element binding transcription factor 1. The record is from RefSeq and is a predicted model, not a curated record. Gene Ontology annotation, cellular component: nucleus. The transcript has 19 exons. Bases 272 to 3943 code for a protein of 1223 amino acids. NCBI's taxonomy places the organism in Eukaryota, Metazoa, Chordata, Actinopteri, Gadiformes, Gadidae. Gene Ontology annotation, biological process: regulation of transcription by RNA polymerase II. Gene Ontology annotation, molecular function: DNA-binding transcription factor activity, RNA polymerase II-specific; protein dimerization activity; RNA polymerase II cis-regulatory region sequence-specific DNA binding.